This is a messenger RNA of Sclerotinia sclerotiorum 1980 UF-70, 1488 nucleotides long. RefSeq lists its product as hypothetical. Bases 1 to 1488 code for a protein of 495 amino acids. Gene Ontology annotation, cellular component: nucleus. Gene Ontology annotation, molecular function: DNA binding. The transcript is spliced from 2 exons. Lineage: Eukaryota; Fungi; Ascomycota; Leotiomycetes; Helotiales; Sclerotiniaceae. The record is from RefSeq and is a predicted model, not a curated record.
AUGCAAUCGAAUAAUAAAGAAGCUCAAAUGCUCUUAGCUAUCGAAGGUAUUCGAAAAGAUAAAAAAUUAAGCAUUCGGAAGGCUGCAAAGCUAUAUAAUAUAUCGCAUACAACACUUAUCCGCAGAAUGAAUGGUUUAACCCCUCAUACGGAAUUUCGACCAAAAAGCCAUAAUUUGACUGAUUUGGAAGAGGAAGUACUUAUUCAAUAUAUACUCGACAUAGAUGAGAGAGGAUUUAGUCCUCGAAUAAGUGAUGUGGAAGAUAUGGCGAAUUAUAUACUCGAAACGCGGGGUGUGAAGAAGGUUGGAAAGCUCUGGGCUCAUCGCUUUAUGAAACGAUAUACAGAAUUAAAGACGCGUUUUAAUUGCGUUUAUGAUUUUCAAAGAGCUUUCUGCGAAGAUUCAGAGCUUAUUGAAAGAUGGUUUCGAUUGGUAUCGAAUAUGCAGGCCAAAUAUGGUAUUCUGGACUGCGAUUUCUACAACUUCGAUGAGAUAGGUUUUAUGAUGGGACAAAUAUCAUCACAUAUAGUAGUUACUAAAGCUGAUCGAUAUGGAAGAAGCAAAGCUAUACAAUCAGGCAAUCGGGAAUGGGCUACAGCGAUUAUUUGUGUUGAUGGAGAAGGUCACAAUAUACCUUCGUUUUUGAUAGUAAAAGGCGAAUACCAUCUCUCAAAUUGGUAUACCGAAGGCGAUUUACUAUACGAUUGGCUUAUUAAACCUACUACUAAUGGAUGGACAGAUAAUGAGACAGGUCUUGAAUGGAUUAAGCACUUCAACAAAUAUACUGAAAGUAGGAAAGUGGGUAGAUAUCGAAUGUUAGUGCUUGAUGAGUAUGAAAGUUAUAAAUCAUCAGUAUUUCAGGAAUAUUAUAAGGAACACAAUAUUAUAUUAUUUAGUUUACUAUUUCACUCUUCACAUUUAACUCAAUCAUUUGAUAUCGAUUGUUUUGAUCUUUUAAAAUGUUCAUAUAAUCGACAAAUCGAGAACUUUAUUAAGGCGUAUAUCACUUAUAUUACCAAAACCGAGUUCUUUCAAGCCUUCAAAGCUCAAUCUCAAACAUCUUAUAAUCCAAUUAAAGCUCUUUUUCAAUCUACUUUAAUGAAAAGUCGUAUUGCUCGGCAUCAAGGAAGCUCAUCUACUCCAAUAUUUGAAACAGUUGCAGCUUUAGCUAAGGGUACAGAGCUUCUAGCUUAUACAAAUACACUUUUAAUUGUUGAGAUUCAUAAUCUCCAUAAAGCAAAUGAAGCACUUAGUAAACAUCGAAGAAUUAAAAAAGCUUUAAUACGAAAAGGAGGAGCACUUUCAGUAGGGAAUGAGUAUAAUAUAUUAGAACAAAAGAAUGUAGAUAAUCAGAUACAAUGCGACGAAUAUACAAAUGAUGAUUCUUCAACAAGAAGGCAAGCUACUAUACAACGAUGUAGCAAAUGCAGUAGUACUUCACAUAAUGCACGAACUUGUCAAUUAGAUCCAGCAUUAAUUGAUCCUUAG